AUGAAGGCGAUUAAAAUGAGAAAACAUCCAGAUAUUUUAGAUGUUUUUCCUUCUCAAAAGAAAAGAAAAUCUUCAGAUAAUCUUAAUUCAUAUCUACAAUAUUUAAUACAAAGUCAUAACCUAAUACGAAUGAUUCUCUCUUGUACUCUUCCUCUGUCAAUUGUUAAUAAUAACGAAUUUAGACAAUUUUGUAGUUCACUUGAUUCAAGGUUUAUACUUCUCAAUAGCGAAACUAUAAGAAAUACAAUUAUUAAUGCAUAUGAUCGAACCAACAAACUUAUUCAAAAUAAAAUAAUUGAAACCGCCGAGUUUGUAGCACUUACUUUAGAUAUUUGGUCACACUCUUAUUUUGAAAUAACUUGUCAUUGGAUUACAUAUGAUUUCAAAUUAAUUGAAGUUGUACUUGAAGUGAUGAAUUUUUCAGGAUCAGAACUUUUUGAAAAACAUCAAUUAACUAAAUUUAGAUUGGCUCAUAAAAAUAUCGUUAGCAUUACUGUUAACAAUGAAGAUAAUGGUAAUGUAAAAACAGCUUUGUCACAAAUGCAAUUUGAAAUUAUUCCAUGUUUGGCAAAUAUUUUGCGAAUUAGUGUUGAUUCAG
Molecule: messenger RNA, 598 nt
Organism: Racocetra persica
Lineage: Eukaryota; Fungi; Glomeromycota; Glomeromycetes; Diversisporales; Gigasporaceae
Source: the annotation of a GenBank genome assembly